Messenger RNA from Colossoma macropomum (tambaqui), 1023 nucleotides. RefSeq names its product transmembrane protein 42a (gene tmem42a). The transcript is spliced from 3 exons. The record is from RefSeq and is a predicted model, not a curated record. Bases 137 to 604 code for a protein of 155 amino acids. Gene Ontology annotation, cellular component: membrane. NCBI's taxonomy places the organism in Eukaryota, Metazoa, Chordata, Actinopteri, Characiformes, Serrasalmidae.
CCUUGUUUACGUUUUUCCAUUCAUAGCCAUUUUACACAGAGCGGAAAGAGCUAGUUAGAUUAACUAACUCUGUGUAAAAAGUAAUAGUGGAAAAAAAACAUGCUGCGCUGCGGCUCGUCUCGGUGAACUCGGAGUGAUGGCGAGUGGGAGUGUGUACGCGUCGCUGGCGGGCUUUCUCGGAGCGGCGGCGUCCUGCUCUGCUAAACUGUCCCUCGGCGCCGGUUAUCUGAGAGCGCUGUGUGAGAGCGGACUGAGACGAGCCGUCGAGGAGAAGAUCUUCACCACCGAGGAGCUCCACACUGCGGCUUGUGAAUGGCUGCACAUUCCUCUGAGACUGCUGUGUGGACUCCUGCUCUUUAUCUGCAAUGCAGUAAUGUGGACUUUCUUUGCCAAAGCUCUCAGACACUCCUCGUCCUCUGCCCGGGCUACCGUGACCACUACUGCUUCUAAUUUCAUCUCUUCUGCAUUUCUUGGACAUGUAAUCUUUGGGGAAAGCCAUGCCUUGUUGUGGUGGGUUGGCAUCUUCCUAACCUUACUGGGACUCUUUAUAUUGCAUGGAUCAUCUCCACAGGACCAACAGUUGGAUGUUAAAAAGGAUGAAUGAUCUAUCAGUUGUGUCAGCUAUGGAGGACCAAAAAUGGAUACAAAAGCAUGUGACACAUAGAAGAGAUGUAGGUGUUUACAUUAAAUUGGAAUGUUAAACCUCAGUUUGCUCAUCUGCAGAUGUUCGAAUCUAACAUAUAUAAUAAAAUCUAUCACUGGAAACAUGUCCAGGAGCGAGGACAUGGGACUUGGAGCGCCCAUGGAUUAGCAUUAUAGGUAUUUACAGUUAUUUUUGUUAUUUUGGUGAUUUUAUAUGAACGUAUUUAAUCAUGUUUGUGUCUACACUUAUGUAGAAGGCUGGGAAUGUGGAAGAGGCAUGGACUCUGUGUCUUACUGAAAUGGUGUAUAAAAAAAUGCUGUAUAGAACAUUCUAUACUUACACUGUUAUCCUCUACAAUAAAGCAUACUUUUAUACUUUAA